Phycodurus eques (leafy seadragon) is the source of this 3315-nucleotide messenger RNA. RefSeq names its product ankyrin repeat and SOCS box containing 2a, tandem duplicate 1 (gene asb2a.1). The transcript is spliced from 9 exons. The record is from RefSeq and is a predicted model, not a curated record. Gene Ontology annotation, cellular component: cytoplasm; nucleus. Gene Ontology annotation, biological process: intracellular signal transduction. The coding region runs from base 65 to 1918 and encodes 617 amino acids. NCBI's taxonomy places the organism in Eukaryota, Metazoa, Chordata, Actinopteri, Syngnathiformes, Syngnathidae. Gene Ontology annotation, molecular function: protein binding.
ACGAAACAUGUUUCACACUUUUGCCAACAUGAUUGUGAAACCCAAAUGUGCAUGACGAGUUCUGAUGCAUCACAGCAACUUUUUUCAUAUUUUCUUCAGCUCGUACAGCGGUGUCAGCUACUACUUUGAGUCAUCACUGGCUCUGAGCAUCAGGACACACUUGAUGUCUGCCUGGUCCUCUGGGAUGAUUGCAAUCAACGGAUGUGGGUCACUUUACCAGAGACUCAACGUGGAUGUCAAAAAUAGGCUGGCUGUUGAUCUUUUCUCUGCUUCAGGCAACACUGUGCAUCAGCUCAGGGAUGUUGACCCAGUGGUCCUGGCCGUCCGAGGGGGGGAUGCGGAGGCUGUUAAGAAGCAGGCGGCAUCUUCCCCUCACAGUCUGAUGAGGGAGAACAAAGAAGGCUGGAUCCCUUUGCAUCAUGCAGCCUUCAGCGGACAGCAUGAGUGCUUGAGGACCUUACUGAAUGCACAUCCAGGUUCUGCAGACAAACGCACUCUGCAAGAACAGACAGGCUUGCUGCUCGCUGCGUCUGGUGAUCAUUUGCCGUGUGUGAAGUGUCUGCUGGAGUCUGGAGCUGAUCCUGACAUCAGCAACAAGAACAAAGAAAGCCCUUUGUACACAGGCAAUUACUGUGCCACUGCAGCCUGCAGGUUGGACAACGUGGACAUGGUGUGCCUCAUCCUCUCGUUCGGGGCCUCCGUGAACCAGAGGUGUGCUCAGGGAUGGACAGCCCUUCACCAGGCCGUAUCCAGGAACAACACAGCGACGUGUGACAUUCUCAUCGGAGCCGGGGCCACGAUAAACCCCUCGAACACCUACAGCAUUACGCCGCUCAUUGUAGCAGCUCGGCUGGGACGCUUGAAAGCACUGAAUUACCUCAUUGGAAAAGGUGCUGAUGUGAACAUGCAGACUUGCGAAGGUAUCACGGCGCUGCAUGAGACCAGUAAAAAUGGCCACAAGGAAAUUGCGGCAGUGUUGUUGUCCAAAAAUGCAGACGCAAAUAAGACGACUGACUCAGGAUUACUCCCUCUGCAUGUUGCAGCUCAACAUGGACACCAAGAGGUGGUGCGCCUGCUCGUCCCUGUGACGAGUCGCACCAGGCUUCGGCACAGCGGGAUCAGCCCUCUGCACCUCGCAGCUGAGCACAACAGGCCGCAAGUGGCAGCUGUGCUCCUCAAGACAGGUGCAGAUGUCAACGCCACACUGGCCCCCGCGCGCUCGGCACGCUACGCCGAUGGACGCACGACAGCCCUCGGCUUCGCCGUCGCCAACGGCUCCACGGAGACCGCCGCGGUGCUCCUGAACGCCGGCGCCGCCACAGGCCUGGACCCCGUCAGUCCUCUGUUGCUGGCAGUGCAGAGGGGCAGCGUGGCCACUGUGUCACUGUUGCUGCAGAGGGGAGCUGACGUCAACGCUAGAAUGCCGUCCUGGGCUACGACGUUCCCUCCGGUUGUUGCUCUCUGCAUGGAUAACCUGCCUCUACUCAAGUGUCUUCUGGAUAACGGCUGUGAUGCCCUUUCCUGCUUCUCCUGCCCAUAUGGUGGAGGUCCUCAUCCAGAACAAUCCCAUAUUAGAAAUAUUGGCAACCUGUCUUCCUUAAACUCCAGUGGGCCAGCACAUGAAGUAACACAGUUCUGUGAAUGGAUUUCAUCAUCAUUCAUGAGGAAAUGGGCCGGACCCAUCGUAGACUUGCUGCUGGAGCACGUCGCUCAUGUUCAACUGUGCAGCAAACUCACUCAACUCCUUGAGAGCCGCCACGAAUGGUUCGCUGUGAAGAGGAAGUCGUUGUCCCCUCGUCCACUACGUCAUCUUUGCAGACUGAAUGUUCGCAGCCACGUGGGCCCGCACAGACUGAGAUCCCUCUCAAGUUUACCUCUACCAGGACGACUGAUCGCAUACCUCACUGCGAUGGACUGAUGACAUUAAGAUGACUUCACUUGGCAUCUCAGUCAUUAAGUACAUUUAUAUUUGUCUGUGUCUUUUUGAAAACCUAAUAUAUCUCAUCUGUAUGAUAUGUAUAUUUAUAAACCCUGUGAUGUGGCUUUCUCUCCUUAUGAUUUGAUUUAUUAUGUUAUUCUGAUUUCACAGGAACCCUCAGUGAAGGGUAAAAAUUAACUUAAGCCCACGGGACCUCUUGUGGGAAUUGUUUAUUUAAGAAAUGAAAGCUGCUGUAUCAAACAUUACUGUGACUAAGAAAUUCAAUUCUACUCCUCACAUUUCUAUUCUCAUAGAUUAAAGAGACCUUGAAUAUGUUUUUCUUUUUUUUUUUUUUUAAACAAAGAGUGGUCUUUAAAAAUGUCCUAAAAAUAGAAACCUGUCAACUUACUGUCUGGCAUCAGAGAAAGAGAGAAUGAAGAAGUGCAUUUUAGUCCUCUAGGAGUGAACAAAAAUAGACCCAAGUAUUCCAUUAAGUGCUUGAGGGUGAGUCUCAUUAUUGAUUGCUGAGAUGAACACAAUUAGUCUUGUUUACAUUUUAAAUGAAGCCAAACACGCUGAAGAUAGGAGAUGGGAUGGUGGGCUUGGUGGGUAUAGGUUUGACCACCACGUGAGUCUGAAUCUUCUGUCCGUGCGGCUGUUCUACUGGCUCGGGCUCGGCCUUGCACCACAGUCCUAGAGCUGGAUGGGGCACCACGAUUUGACCGUGGAGAAUCUGCUGUUGGUGCUGAUGGUGUUGGUGGAAGUGGAAAGGGCAGGAGGCGCACACGCUCAAGCCGUGGUGAGAGUUCCGCUCCAAUUUGAGCGCCUCUCUGGAGAGCGUGACCUCGGCAUCCUCAUCUUGACCUCCCUUCCUGUGUUCUCUCGUCUCCAUCGAGGCGGCGUGACUCUUUCUCAGUCCUGAGUGGGAGUUCUCCCGCUUGCUCAGCUUGGGUUCCUCCCAAAAAGAGGCCGGGAGCUGGCGUUUCCUCAUGGGCACCUGCUCCACAGAACCCCCCACUUUGCCCGCGCUCGAUUGCACACCGCCACCGCUCUUUUCCGGCCCCGGCGGACCCUGCAGACCCGCAACGGGCUUGGCACACUGAGCGGACCUGAGCGGGUGACAUCUUGGCACUCGGGAGUAUUUCUGAGAGAAGCGCUUGAGCUGUUUCUGCAGGUACUUCCUGUGGUCCACCGAGCGUCUGCACGGGGCCGACUUAUCCAAGGCCGCCUUGAUGUCGCUGGAAGCCAGGUUCACGAAAUUCAGCAACGUUCUCACCUCGCUGUCUGCAUUUGCCAUUUCAGCCAACACUUAAAUGUUUGUUCUUGAAUCAGUCCAUGUUAAAAAUGGUAGUCCAUCUUGAAAAAUCUGUAGGUCGAUGAUAAGGGAUGUGUGUUAA